This is a messenger RNA of Apus apus (common swift), 2875 nucleotides long. RefSeq names its product GIMAP family P-loop NTPase domain containing 1 (gene GIMD1). Gene Ontology annotation, molecular function: GTP binding. The transcript is spliced from 3 exons. Lineage: Eukaryota; Metazoa; Chordata; Aves; Apodiformes; Apodidae. Bases 110 to 781 code for a protein of 223 amino acids. The record is from RefSeq and is a predicted model, not a curated record.
CACAUACGAACUUCGUUUUACACUGCACACAUAGUUUAUGAAUGAAGUCUGAAUGAAAGAGGAAUUUAAAGCAAAAUAAGUGACAGAUUUGUGGAUAAAACCAUAGAUAAUGGCAGACAGCAAUGAGAUGACCAUCAACCUUGUUGUCCUUGGAAGAACUCAGACUGGCAAAAGUGCUGCUGGGAACAGCUUGUUGGGCAGCUCAGACUUUGAGAGUCAUUUCUCUCCAAGGUCUGUGACUACAUGCUGCAGCCUUGGACGCAGCUGCCGCAUUUUGGGGAUUAUACGAAGAAACGGCCAUGAGUUCGCUCUCCGUGUUCGAGUACUUGACACUCCAAGCUACCCUCACACUGUUCUGAGCAAAGAGCAGGUGAGAGACACAGUGAGAUCAGCCCUGGCUCACCACUUUGGAGAGGAAGGCCUUCAUCUGGCUCUCUUAGUCCUGAGGGCUGACUUGCCUGUAUGUCCAGAUGAAAGUGAUCACACCAUUCAGUUCAUACAGGAACUUCUGGGUCCCACAUGGAAGGAUUUCACUGCAGUUCUACUUACUCAUGCAGACAAGGCAGAAGAGGCUGGAUUCAGUGAGGAAGCAUACUUGCACAGCGCAUCAAGUACCCUGUUGUCACUUGUGAGCUCAGUACAACAUAAAUACAUUUUCCUAGACAACCAGAGGAGCAUAAUUAAAGAGGAAAGGGCUAUUGUCUUAAGAAAGCUCUUGACUUUUAUAAGACAAAAUAAUUAUAAAGUACUUCGACUUAAACACAGCAAGGAAUUAAAAUAGCUUUCAGGUGCUCAUUUAUCUAUUUGCUGUUGUAGGUAACAUCAACUGGAAAAUUCCACAUCCAUACCAAAUACCUUUGAACACACAGUUGGAAAUAUCUCUUUAGAUUACCAAACUACUUGCCUUUCAUAGAGUACUUCCGCAUCCAGAAUUCUAGCUUCAACCACAAAAUUAGAACAAUUCAGUGCUCUAAUCACUCUCCUAAUAUGUAUAUGCAGAAUAUACAUUAUAUGUAUGCAGUCACAGAUGCGAUUUUACGCCACAUCAGAUUAUAUGUUGCAGUUCAUACAUAACAGAACACAGAUCUGGAAAAAAAAUAAGUAAAAAUGCACAAGUUCAGACUGUAAGGGUGUCUCUCUACUCAAUUCUUCAAGCUUUUAGAAGUUUCUCUGAAUUCCAAAGUUUAUAAAGAGCUUUCCAGUAUUAAAAGCCAAGAUUUAUCUACUGUAAAAGCAUUUCUUUACCUUAAAUCAAGCUUAGUUAGAAUUGAGAUUUUGAACUUUAAGAGUUUUGUUUAAGACAACAUUAUUGGAUAUCUAGUUUAAAAGACAUAAAAUAGCUCCCAUGUGCCUAACACCACUUGGCACAUUUGAAAGAAGUAAUUACUAUUGCUCAUUCCCAGAUGCAUGAAAAAUUAACACAGUUUACAGGCACAUACCAAACUCAUUCAAAAAAAGAAAUCUGCUCAUUUCUUCUCUUGCAUCUGCUCCUUUUAAUGUUCUAUCUUUGCCAUUUUGUUUUCUCUCCCAGUUUAUUGGACGAAGUUCAAAGCCUACAAGAUUCAGAGUAGCUAAGUUUUUUAUUUUGGUCGUUAAAAAGGCGCUUGUUGUUUCAGGGGUUAGACAGUAACCAGUUAAUUAAAUAUUAUAUGCCAAAAUAUCUGAAGUAUCUCCAAAUAGUUUCUUGAAAAGUUUAUUGUAAAUUGAUCUAGAUCAGUUACUUUUUGAUUAUUAAAAGGCAGGAACAAAAAGAAGUAAUGUGAGGCUAUUACCAUAGCAACCAUGGCUACUUGUACUACACUAUUAUUAAAGAAUUCUAAUUGUAAAAACCAAAUAAGCUAUUUCUGUUAUAACCAAAGCAUCGUUUCUAUAAAGUAUCAUUGCAGAAAAAUACAUUAAAACAAACAAAAAUAUCAAUUAAUUUUAUACCUGUUUUCUAUUGGGAACAUUUUUUUGGCAGUAUUUACUAGCUCUGGCACUCUCUUUGCUAUUCAUUAAUUCUUAGUACUAUCUAUCAUUUGGGAGGAAAUAUCUAGCUGAACUAGAUAAAGAACUAUUUUAGCAAAGUGACAGCUUUGAUCUUACUGACAUUGUAACAGUUAAACUGUGGGAUAUAAAAGUAUGUAAAGUUGUGUAUCUUAGAGCAUAAAGGGCCAUAGUUUAAUCUUCCCAUUGCAAUUGACUGUAGAAAACACAUCCAAGAAAAAAGUUCCAGAGGCUUAAAAUAUACCUGAAAACUGCUUAGAACAAGGGGAGGGAACACUAUUAAAAGUUGGUUAGAAGAAUGAAGACAACUAUAGCCUUCACUGACCACCUGCCAGUCCUGCACGUCUUGAAGAGCAGCUAGCACACACGGAACAUGGCAGAAAUGUUUCCUUAUUAAGAUGCACUUGCUCCACAGACUCUCUAAAAAUUUUGGCUAUCCAGAAAACAUCCUUGUUUGCCUGUAUUUCUCCCAUGAACAAGCCUUGGCAAUUAAGUCUUGAGCACUAAUGGAUCAAUGUCUGUUGACAACACUUAAGCCCAAAGGCAGUAAGAAUGCUGAAUUGUGAAAAUGUAGGAGGUGUAACACAUUCUAUACCUCUGGAAGAGGAGUCAAACAAAAAAGGUAUCAGCCAUGCAUUUCAGAGGAGUAAUAUUCAUGGUUUUUAUUGUGCUUGCAUUACUUUCCAUUCAACAUCUGAAAAAGCUUCCAAUAACCAUUUAUUUAUUUAAUUCCACUGUUUGCCAUGGUCUCUGCCCUGCAGACUCCUUUCCCUUUCACUUCAAAUGGAACUCCUUUGUACGUAGCAACACAUUGGUCAUUGGUAUGAAGAUCAGGUUGGAUUUGCUCCCAAAUCUUCUUCUUGGGAUUAAGUUCCUUCUCAGGAUCUCC